UUACGUGCUUGUUUUCAGAUCUACUACAAUGUUAAUGGGUACAUUUACGACCUUGUUCAUCGCAGGUAUGGUCGCGAACAUUGGGUAACGGAUUUAUUGGAUACUGUUCAGUUUUAUCAAAAGUGCUGUGGGGCUAAUGGCACCACUGACUACAUGUUCAGUUACUGGCAGAUCAACAACAGUCCGGGCACCAUUCACUACGUGCCGGAGUCGUGCUGUACGCAGCGGGACGACGCACAUCCGCCAUCACAUUUGAUGCCUAUCGACGACAGGUGUAAGGUAGAAUAUUACGUCUCGUUCUGGCUUUGCUGCAGUGAUGCUUCAAUAUGUUUAACUCAUCAUCAGAAACAUGCUUAG
This is a messenger RNA of Soboliphyme baturini, 357 nucleotides long. NCBI's taxonomy places the organism in Eukaryota, Metazoa, Nematoda, Enoplea, Dioctophymatida, Soboliphymatidae. The record is from the annotation of a GenBank genome assembly.